This is a messenger RNA of Staurois parvus, 1632 nucleotides long. NCBI's taxonomy places the organism in Eukaryota, Metazoa, Chordata, Amphibia, Anura, Ranidae. The record is from the annotation of a GenBank genome assembly.
AUGACACAAGAUACAGCCCUAGACAUGAAGGAUGUUGAGCUGAAUGAGAUUGACCCAGAGAAGCAACCUAUGGCUGCAGGGACGGAGGAUCCUCCAGUUGAAGAUGGCAAUGAAAAAAAUGGCGUUGUUAAAGUUAAACUGGCGGAUGAAGAUGAUAACAACAGCCGAGCCAAGAAAUUUACUGGCCUGUCCAAGGAAGAGCUUCUGAAAGUGGCUGACACCCCAGGGUGGGUGAGAGUCCGCUGGGCUCUUCUGAUCCUGUUCUGGCUAGGAUGGUUAGGAAUGCUGGCUGGGGCAGUCGUUAUCAUUGUCCAAGCUCCCCGCUGCCAUCCUUUACCUGUAUUGGAGUGGUGGAACAAGGGACCUCUUUAUCAGCUAGGAGACCCCAAGACCUUCCAGGAUUCAAAUGCUGAUGGAGUUGGUGAUAUCGCUGGUAUACAAGAGCGCCUGGAUUCCCUCGCCACCCUUAAAGUUAAAGGACUGGUGAUUGGACCCCUGCAUACUACUUCUGCAAACAAGCUUUCAGAUACCAAGCUUAAAGAAAUUGAUCCGAAAUAUGGCACAAUGGAUGAAUUUAAAAGUUUGUUAGAGGCAGCUCGUAAGAAGAGUAUUCAGAUUGUUUUGGAUCUCACUCCAAACUACCGUGGCACCAAUGUUUGGUUUCAUUACAAUGUGAAAUCACCAGAUAGUGAAUUGCUGAACCAAAUUAAGGAAGCCAUGAACUUCUGGCUCGAUUUUGGCAUUGGAGGAAUUCAUUUCAAUGGGAUUGAGAACAUAGAUAAUCCAGGUGAGGUUCUUGAAGAACUGAGGAACAUUACUACCAACCACAGCUCAGAUGGGAAAGCAAGGGUGCUGCUUGCCUCAGCUAAUGACCCUCACAAUGACAACGUUCUAACAAUUCUUAAUGACACUGCCAGCGGCAUGUUAACUGCACGUUACCUGAUCCACAAGGACAACUCCAGUGAAAACUCUCUAGGAGAUCGCAUCAAGCAGUACCAACAAGUUGCCAGUGAACAGGACAGGAUCCUCUGGGCGGUCAGACCACGGUUGGGACACAUGGCCUCUGCGGUGCACGAGAACUUGCUACGUGUUUACCAGCUACUGCUUUUCACUCUUCAAGGCACACCUCUUACUUUGUAUGGGGAUGAAAUUGGACUCAAAGACUUACCUGGGCAGCCUGCAGCCAGUUCUCCUUACAUGCAGUGGGAUGAUAGCACAAACCAUGGAUUUUCUAAAGGAUUACCAGAAAAGAGCUCAAAUGUCAAUGAGAACAUCACAUUUAAGGGACAAGAGGACAACAAGGAUUCAAUCCUCAGUGUGUACAAACGUUUGAGUGAGCUGCGUGGAAAAGAGCGAUCACUUCUACAUGGAGCUUUCACACUACUUCAUCAAUGUGACAAAUCACUAGCAUAUGAGCGCAGUUGGGACCAAAAUGAAAGAUUUGUGUCCAUAUUAAACUUUGACCCAGAUGAGGAGAUAAGUGUGACCAUAAAGCACAAAAACCUACCAGAGCAGUGUACGGUGGUGCUGAGCUCAAAUUCAGAGAGGAAGGAGGGUAGUAGUAUCCCAAUAAAGAAUCUGAAGUUAGUGCCAGGAGAGGCUCUGAUGCUCAAGUACCCCUACAGCAGUUAA